Messenger RNA from Coprinopsis cinerea okayama7#130, 1621 nucleotides. RefSeq lists its product as hypothetical. The transcript has a single exon. Gene Ontology annotation, molecular function: protein binding. Bases 1 to 1581 code for a protein of 526 amino acids. The record is from RefSeq and is a predicted model, not a curated record. NCBI's taxonomy places the organism in Eukaryota, Fungi, Basidiomycota, Agaricomycetes, Agaricales, Psathyrellaceae.
AUGGAUCCAACAGCAUUCAGCACUCUUCUGCUUGACGAAAGCCAGGAUGUCGAGGCGCUUACAGCCAGGUUCUCUGCCAGGUUGAAAGACCUCGAAGCCAAGAAGGAGGAGACCGAACGAGAGCUGGACAGGCUCGAAGACGAGAUCGACAGGACGAAGCGGCGCCUUGAAGAGCUCACCUCUUUGGACGGAAGUGAUUACACCCAGACUCUUCCGGAAGAGAUAGUUCGGGAAAUAUUCUCAGUGGCAUGCGAGGGAGAGUGGAUUCUGUUUGCGGAGAACUUGGGGAGGGAUGACUCCAGCUUUCGACAAACGACAGCGGUGGCGUUGUCCCAUGUCUGCAGGCGGUGGUAUAAGAUUGCUGAUAGCUGCCCCAGGCUCUGGACGCGGCUGUCCUUGACCAACCUGGACGAGCUGCGCCCUGGGGGGUACGGAGAGGACGAACCACUGCCUUCAUUUCUCGCCUUCCUUAAAGUUGUCCUACGUCGCUCGAAAUCCCUCCCACUACAUCUCACCCUCAAUCCUCUUCCAUGCUACGAUGCUGAAGAUGGUAUCGGCUACUUCGGCUGGCCGCCAUUUUGGGGGGUUCUCCUCGAAAGUCGUCACAGGUGGUCCAGUUUCGAGGCCGUUCAGUCAGCGGACCCUUUCGGGCCAAGCACCAAUACGAACUGCAUUUCAUUCCCAGUUCUCUCCAACCUGAGGAUACAACUCUGCGAACUUGAUCAGGACCUUUCGUACCACUUCCCCAACCUCACCAACCUCUUCCUCGACAACGCGGUGAACGUCUCAGCCAAGACGUUCAUCGGCUCCUUCCCUCGUCUAGUCAAUCUCACGAUAUUCUCCCGCCUCAACCUCGGUCUUCCGAAUGUAUCCCCCGGGAUUUUGUUCGAUCUUCUGAAAGCCUCACCGUCAUUGGAGACGCUUCGCUUGAAUUUUGGCGAUACAGGCCCAGAUGUUGACCACGAUGGACGACCCUUCCGUCCCAUCACCCUCCCUUCCCUUCGAACACUCGAGCUGCAGCAUUCGUACGCCGAGUUCUAUGCAUCCACCCUCCUACCCAACCUAUCAACUCCAGUCCUGGAGAACAUUGAUCUCCUGGAGAUCGCAGUAGCAAUGGAUCCGAACGCACUCACAGAAUUCCUGUCACCCGCCAAAGUCCCUCGACUCAAGCAAUUGCGCAUCGUGAUUGGGAAUCCGUAUUUCUUUGAUGGCGACUACGGCGACCCUGAAUGGGCUGGGUACCUCCAAAGCAACUCUCGUGCGGACUGGGUUAAAUGGUCAACGGCCGUCUCUGGGGCGGGGUCGUUGGGGAAGAAGAAGAGGAUAGUGAGGAAUACCUUUACGAAGACAGAGCUCCCGCUGCUGGAACACGAAGUAUUAUACAUGGACAGGAAGGAUUAUAUGGAAGAUCACAUUGGGUGGUUACUUGCAGAAAAAGAGGACGACGAUGAACCGGCUGGACAUAGUGAUGUUUGGGACCAGGUGUAUGGAGAUGAGAUGGAAGCUCUCGAAGGAAUUUUGGAUUUAUUCAAGACUAGCUUUACUGAAGAGGUAGCUAGAACGCUUAUCUUCAUAUUAUGAUAUGUUCCUUCACAACGUAUAUAUUGAUGAUUGACUGUGG